GGCGACAAGAAGAAUGUUGUUUACAUACAAAAAUCAUCUGGAAAAUUUGAUACAAUAAAGCACAUGCGCCUGACACGGUACACUGAACCGAAACUGAACGAUAGUGCGCACAAUCUGGUUGGCUACUCUAGGCUGCUGGUUGACAUUCCAGAGCGUAAUUUGAUGCUGUGAAAAUUUAUUAUUCGAUGCAAGCUAUAACUGUUGUACUGUGCACAUUCCUAAUAUUCUGGAAAAACUAUCAGUGGAUUGUUUAGAUAUUGACCAAUAAGAAAAGUGAAGUGAUUAGUGGGGUUUGCACUUGUUUUUUCCCCGGAAGUUUAGUGAACGGUAUGUGUGUGUGUGCACUACGUUCAUUAAUAUUGCACGAAGAAGCGCGAAACAGCGUGCGGUAAUAAGCCUUUUGUGAGUGUGUGUGUGUGUGUAGUGCAGUGGUGUAGUGCGAAAAAUCAACCAUUCUUGCCAGUGAAUUAAGUGUGAAUCGAAAAGUAGCGAGAAAAAUAGGCCACCAGAUAAAAAGUGUUGCACGGUGUGGAGUGCACUGUUGUCGUGAAUGAUCUAAGGGAAAGCUUUCCGGAUCGUCUUUCCCUAUUCGCCGCCGCCGAUGCAUUGAGACGGUGCGUUUAUUGCAUUGCACCAGUUCAUAGGCAAUCGUGUUACGUAAGAGCGAGUGGCCAUCACCUCACCCACAACACCCACGGUCGGGGUUCAUUCAGAAAGGAAAAGCGCCACGCCACGGAAUUCGGUGCAGUGUGGUAGUGGUGGUGAGAAGCUGUACGCAUUUGGUGAGCCGUGUUGAGUGAGUGAUUCUUUUCCCUCCGAUCCUCCUCCACCGUGACGUCACGUGUGGCCAUCGUCGUGUGUCCAUCGUUGAGUGAGACGGCUGUCGCUGGUACACCAGUAUGGCCACGGCUACCGGGCAUCGGAUGGAGUCGAACAGCGGGAUGGGGCCGCGAAAGACCAUGAUCAUCAUGGUGACGGUCGUCGGGUGUGUCGCCAUACUGUGGCCCAAGGUUUUCUAUCCCAUGAUGGUUGGCAAUGGGCAGAACAAGAAUGUCAUCAAGGACCAUCGAGGAGCCGGUUGUUGCGGCGUAGUGCUGGACCAGGAAACGUUCGCCAACGCGUCGAUCAACUAUGCUAGCAGCCAGCAGCAACAGGAGCAGCAGAAUCUAUUCCGCAAACGAAACUUUGCGCCUUACGUCGACAUUGACAGUAUACGACAGGAACGACCACCUCAUUUGCGGCCAGAAGCUAUGCAUCCUGCGAUGCGCGAACGUGGUCGUGCUAUUCCGCAGCCCGGCUCAAUCCACGGAGGCGAUCGUCCCCAGUCUGCGCCAAGAAUAGUGGAAGGCAGGCCCGGUCCCAUACCUGGUAUGCGCCCACCUAUGGGAGCUGGAUCACAUCAAGCAACCAAAUCAGCCAACUCAAUGGGUUUCAUAAUGCCACUCUAUACCAUCGGUAUAGUUUCAUUCUUCAUCUACACCAUCAUGAAACUAAUCUUCAAGAAGACGCCGGCCACACCGUACACAGAGGUGAAGCCAGAUCCGGUGUUCCGCAACGAACUGUUCACCACGGAGCAGUACAUCAAGCGACCGGACGACGGUACGACGAAACUAGACCAAUCACAUGCAACGGCAGCCACAAAUGGUGAGCUAGUUGUUCCGGUUAGCGUUUCGCCGGUCAGUAACGCUGUACCCGCUGCUGAACCUGCUUCUUCGGUGCAGUCUGAACUUACGAUCGACUACGAACAGCUGUCGAAGCAGAAAGAAGUUACAAAGCCCGAUGAGAACAUUGUUGCUGAGCGAAUCGCUUUGGUACAGGAAGCCGCUAGUGUGGAAACAUUCGAAGCGACCGAAACUGUGUCUGAGGAAUGUGUGGAAGAAGAUCACGACCAGCAACCACCUCACGAUCCCACUACCGAAAAGGUAGUCGAUGGAAUCGUUGUGCAAAAGGUUGUUCCGGUCGAUGCAUCUGCUGAGCCUUCUCCCCGCCCGGUUGUAGAUGAUAUUGAAACACACGAACCUAACAUUGAUAGUGCAGCUUCGAGUUCAGCAGAUGACAGUGGCGUUGACACGGUAGAUCAUCAUGACAAUGGUCAGAUUGAGAGCGAAGUUAUUGCUGAACCCGUGAUAGAGGAAGUAAUGGUAGUGCAGCAAGUGGCAGUGCAAAGCGCAGUCAUGGUUCCCAGCACGGAAGAUGAACUGAACAAGAUAGAACAAAUUGAUGAAACUGAGAUAGCUGAUGUAAAAUCUUUUGAAACAACGGAAACGAAACAAAUCGAAGCAACGAACAUGUUUGAAGUCCAGGAAAAUAUUCAGAACGAAAUCACACAAACCGAAGAAAGGGUGGAAUCUAGCGCUGAAAUUGCUAAACAAGAAGAGAUGCUGGAAAUUGCACCAGCAGUUGUAUCAAAUGAUGUUACGGAGCUGCCAAUUGCGAAACCGUUAAUUACUGAAGAAAUCGAAACACAAAUCAUUGAAGAACAUGGUGAAGAUGCGAAUAGUGUUAUACCGACAGAUCAAUCGGAACAUAAAGCUAUUGAAGUAGAUAGCGAAAUUUCUGAACGUAUUGAAUGUGAGGCGAAGAAAGUUUCAUUUGAAGUCCCACCAUCAAUUCAAGAAAACGAACAAACUGAAGUCGCGAUUGAGCAGCCUGUAGAUUCUUUGAGGGUUGAAGCUGUAUUAAACGAAGAAAUCGUAUCUGAGGAUAACAUUGGUACGAUCGAGCAAGAUGUUGCCUUGAAGGUUGAAAAUUAUCUUGGAGAAGUUGUUGCUGAACAGCAAAGUACCGAACAACUUGAAGGAAAUGAAAAUGACACGGCUCUAGACACUGAAACAUCUGUUUUGGUUCAUAAAACUGUCGAAGAGAUUACACUCACCGCCGAACAACUUGUGCAGGAAGUGCUUGAACAAGCAGAGGAGCUUGCUAAACAGCAAGACGCUGAGUUCCCUGAGUUGCCAGAGUACGAUCCUGCUACUCAGAAACUCGUUGACGGUAUUGUGGUUGAAAGAUUCGAUCAGUUAGCAGCGACAUCAAACCUUGCUACUGAUCCGACAGUACCCCAGGAUACCGUAACCGAAGAAAAACAAACUGCUAUCCAAGAACAGCCCGUAGAUGAGCUAGAGCUUACAGGCUCCAUUGAACAGACGGUGAACGAGGAGGACGCUGGUGAAAUGGAUUCGAUCAGUGAAGACACAUCACUAAGUGUAGCAUCGGUAAUCGAGACACAACCAAAGAUGAACGAAUCGGAAGAAUCCAAUACCGCCUUGAAUGUGCUGAAAACUGCGGACGAGAUGACCGAUAGUACAUCUAGUGAGGUAGCAAUUGUUGAAUCUAAGGAACCGACCGUGAGUCAGGCGACGGUUGAAACGGUAGCCGCAUUCGUGGAGCAAGUUGAUGUAAACGAGCCGGGAAACAAGUUUGGUGCAGCUGUAGUUGACAGUGUUGAAAGUAAUGCUGUCAUUGAAGAGCAGCUGAUAGCGAUGGAUACAGAACAGCAAGCCACACUACCGGAAGCCCUCUUUACGACGGAAGUGAUGACUGAUAGCUCUUCUAGUGAACCCGUAUUUGUUGAACUUAACGAUCAGCCGACGGUUGAAGUAGAAACUGUGUUUGAAGGAUCGGACAAGGUCGAUGAAGCGGGAAACCUAUCUGGUGUAGCUGCAGCUGAUAGCAACGAUAACAAGAGUGUUUCGAUUGAAGAAGUACUUGACGAAGCGGCCAUAGUCGAUGAGGUAGAGGGCAAGGUAAUUGAGGAACAUAUCAUACCCAUAAGCAUUGAAAAGGCUAGCACGUCUGAUUCGAUGACCAUUACUGAGGUCACCAGUGACGAUGCGAUAGUUGAGUCGCCAAACAUUUCCAAGACGACAAGCAAUAUGCCUAGUCCUUUGAUUACAGCCAUCCCAGUGAUGGAUACCAUAGAUGAAAAGCACGAAUCCACUGAAUUAGCGCACGAACCGCUGGCUGAACAGGAGAAGCACUCUGAAAUUUCACUCACAACGCUAGAGCACGUCACUAAGGAAGCUUUGGUUGAACGCACGCUAAAUGAAGCCGCUGCUGUAGUGAACGAGAUCGAAUCGAUCGUAGAUCAUAUCAUUACCGAAAAGCUCAUCCACAGUGGGGCAUCUGAUGCGAUAGCUAUUACGAAUGGUGUACAAGAAUCAUCCCCUCAAGAACCCCCCAGAUUGGCCGCUUCCGCUGCACUGGUUGUUGAGGCGAUCGAAUCACAGUCAUCCGGUGUGCACAGCAUGGUUUCUAAUACAGACAGCACCCAGAACAUGCAGACCAUUACCGUCACUAAUGAGCUUUCCACUAACCUGGACGAAACGAUUGGCAAUACUAAUCUACCUGCUAGCGAUUCCCUGCCAAUUGUUUCAUCAUCAAUUGCACCCGCAUCAACACCAUCAUCUGAAGCAUUUCCCGUUCCCGAACCAACGACGUUGAGUCCUUCCGUAGCCGUGCCGAACGGUGUCAGUGAGACACAAAGUAUCAAUUUUGUCGCAGAUGAGCAGCGAACCGAAGUUACCGCUGGUCAGGGUUCAACCGAUACCGAUGCCAGUGAUGCACAAGGCACUACGAGCACCGUCGAGCAGAGCGUCGCAGUCCCGGAGCCGGAGAGCGGAUCUACUACUACCACUACAACUACUACAAUUGGCCAAGUACCGACCAGUGUCAGCAACGUUACUAAUCCCAAAUUUCUCACCUUGAAUCUAGCUAACUAUAGCACUAGCGUCAGUAGUGGUAACAAUAGCAAAAGCUCGUCCUUGUCGAUAGCUAAUCUCUCACAAUCGGGACCUUCGUUGGCUGGCGGCGAUAGUGCCGACCAGCUGAUGGAACUCGAACUGUUGCGUAAGAAAUUGGACGAAACGGAACGCGCUAUGACUAAAAUAAUCGCCAAUAUGGGCAACAUACCCAAGGGCCAGGAAACAAACGUAAACGGGGAUGAGCCCGCAACUGAAGAAAAAGAAACAACCUCGGAAGUGAAUGCUACUGAAGAUAAGGUAUCGAAUGGGCAUGCGAUCAAGCCAGCGGAAAAUGCUGCCGAAACUACAUCCGCAGUACAGGACACGUCGGGUGGCGAAACAUCCAGCGCCACCAGUACACCGGAAAAGAAACCGAAAAAACGAGACACCAGUACCGAGCGCGGCACUGUUAAGGUUAUGGCGAUGGAGGUGACGGCACAGCGCGAAAAUGGCAAGCGUCUUAGCCGACCAUCAACGCCACUGCUGCCGAUGAGUGGACAUUCGGAUACGGCAAACGCACCGACAGAAGAACAGGAGACAAGAUCGAUCGUUCUCGAUGGCCGGUUACCGCACGAUUCAAAGAUUUUGGUGUCGGAUGCUGAAACAGCGGUGGAAAAAAUGGAACCGGAAAACUCCGAGGAAGAGGACGAUGCACCGGUGAUAUUGAGUGGCAAAAUGACGCUGUCGUUGAUCAACAUGGAUUUCAUCGAAAAGGAUGCAACCGGUAGUGUUGCAGUCGGUGAAAUUGUGACGGAACUACACAAACCUCAAGAAGAUCUUGCGACAGCUGUCUCUAAGGAAAGCGAAUAGGCAAGCAGAGCGUCUUGCUUCGGCAAAACCAAUUAUUAAACAAACCGAAGGCGUACUGUUUCGUUCGAGAAACUGCAAAAGUAUAACGUGUAUAAUGCAUAAGUAUAUUUUUCUAUCGCCGUAAAACCAUAACUCCAUCACUGUUUGACGGACAGGGAUUGCGUGUAAACGAAGAAGUGAGCCCGAGUCAAUAAAUUUACCUUUAAAUAGCACACUUUUUUAGCCAUUUUCGUUGAGAGCUUUUCGCUCAAUGUUGCUCAAGAAUGUUUGAAUUCUAACACGAAGUGAAAGACUUUACCGAUGCCAAAAUUAAAGAAAACGAUAACGAGAUGAAACGAUGCUCAACUGCACGUAAACUGUUGUAAUUGACGGUAAAUGUGUUUAUGGAAUAACAGACAGGUACUGUACGCCCACUGUAGGUAUCGCUAAGAAACCAACAGCAGCUUCAGAAAAGGUUUUACCGAUUAGCGUCGAAGUCGCUGAUGAGUUUGUCUGGCAGGUAUUCAGUUAUUUGUUAGGCUAUGUUACGUCUCGUUUUGCAGACGACGCUCAUACAUACUUUGCAUAGAGAUUACACAAUAAGGAACGGCACAUAGUUUCCAACGUUCACGUUUAUGUUUGUUAUCUUGCUUUGGUUAUCCAUCGACACUUUUUCAAAACGAUAGUUUUCAAAUCUCAAUGUACGACUGAGAGGAAUAGAGUCAGGCCGACCAUAUUUAUUGAUCGCAUAGUUUAGUUUAUCCAUAAUCAUCAUUCAACCUCAUAAAGAUAGCACAAAUAGAGGGUAGUACUGUAGAGCAUUAUCAAGCUAACCAAAAGCAUUAUACUAUUUUUCUAUUUGGUUCUGUUACAAUAAAUGAACUAUGAACGAG
Anopheles gambiae (African malaria mosquito) is the source of this 6421-nucleotide messenger RNA. RefSeq names its product serine-rich adhesin for platelets (gene RIC-3). The transcript has 11 exons. Gene Ontology annotation, cellular component: neuronal cell body; intracellular membrane-bounded organelle; neuron projection. The record is from RefSeq and is a predicted model, not a curated record. Gene Ontology annotation, biological process: protein localization to cell surface; synaptic transmission, cholinergic. Lineage: Eukaryota; Metazoa; Arthropoda; Insecta; Diptera; Culicidae. Bases 900 to 5549 code for a protein of 1549 amino acids.